GCAGAUAGAAAUAGAACGUAAAAGACUACGAACAUGCUGUUAUCAUGAGGAACAGUAGGGAGCAGUGUAUUCUCAACAUGUUUAUUUGCAGAGUUCUAGGCGUUUGAACACAUCCUUGUCAAAAUUGUAACAGUGGGUUGGAGGACUGCCGACGCUUUAAACUUGAGCAGACGGAGACAGGGAAGUAGGCUACAAAGUCACAGUUUGGCGGAUGACAUUGAAAGCAGAAAUAUAGAGGAAAUGUCUUCGUGGUACAAAUCUUGGAUACUGCUUACAGGUUUUAUACUGUUCUAUGUUGCUUAUCUGUUGUUUGGCGCGUUCGUUUUCUCCACCAUCGAACGGCCGGUGGAGGACAAACUUAAAAGAGAUAUACAAGUCCUGAAAGAAGAGUUUCUCAACCAAAGUUGCGUCAAUGCAACAUCACUUGAACACUUUUUGGAGGGAGUUUUACAAGCCAAUAAGUAUGGGAUUUCUAUCCUUCCGAAUUCUUCUGCGAGUUCUAAUUGGGACUUGGCAUCCUCUUUGUUCUUCGCAAACACUUUAGUAACGACAGUCGGAUAUGGGCACACUACACCCCUGUCAGACACAGGCAAAGCCUUCUCCAUCUUCUAUGCCCUGCUGGGAGUGCCCUUCACCAUGCUGGUGCUCACCGCCUGCGUCCAGAGGCUCAUGCACCUGGUGACCUACGGACCCAUCAGCAUGUGCCGCCAGAAGAUCGGCCUGGAACCUCUCGCCGCCACUGCCAUCCACUUCGCCAUCCUGCUGCUGGUGGUGGUGCUGGGCUUCUUUGUGGUACCCGCCGUGGUGUUCAGCUACAUCGAGGACACCUGGUCCUUCCUGGACGCCAUAUACUUCUGCUUCAUCACGCUGUGUACCAUCGGCCUGGGCGACUACGUGCCCGGCGAGAAGCCCGGACAGAAUUUCAGAUCGCUGUACAAGAUCUCUGUGAUGGUGUACCUGUUUGUAGGGCUGAUGAUGAUGUACCUGGUCCUGCGUGCCUUCCACCGGAUGGCCGACCUGCAUGGCCUGACUUCUUUCUUCCAGCUCCCCCACUGUGAUGAGGAUAUAGAGGAGGACAAGGAGCCCAUCAUCGAGGCCGGCCACGAGGACCAGCAUGAGGCGGAGGACUCGGCCAAGCCCCUGGAUCCGGCCUCCCAGACCUCCUAUAACACCAUCAACCGAUAAGGACUCACUCCACUCUGGCCCGUUCUCCUUUACAUCAGUCAGGUCAAACAGUUAAAACAACAGUCACUGUUUUACAGCAACACAGGGAUUAGUUUAAAACCUGACACUAUAUAGGGACCAAAGACUAUCUUUACCACUGUGAGGCAACUCAUGGGUCAGGUCAGACCUUCCUGCUACGACAGCACAACUAAACCAAAGAGAAACAAAAACUCUACAGCUGCACCAGUGCACCCAGUUGACACUUGGCGAGGGUUGUUCGUCAAGGAGGGAAAAGGUUGUUAUUCCAUAACCUACAGAGAACACUUCCGGUUGGGACUGAUUCUGAUUAUUUAUCGCUUUUUUUUUGGUUUCAGACCAAAAAAUAUUUAAGUAUCAUAUACUGAUAUUUUCAUGUACCCUUUUGUGGUUUUUAGGUCAGGGUUGAUCAAAGAAGGUCAUACAGAAAUAUCUGAUAUUUCAAAACUAAACAAACUCGUUAUAGUGCCCAUCUUUUGAAGGAGUUUGUUGCCCCUCCCUAGUAACUAUGUGAAAAAGCCAUUGCUUGAGACUUUGUCUUGAGUCAUAUGAUGGAUAAUAUUCCUAGGACUAGCGUGGGCUUUUCCCGGCUUUGUUUUUGCCUGUGGUGUGACAUGGUCAUGUGUUUAAUUUUUUUUUUUUUAAAGACAAGGAUAUCAUCUGAAGGAUAGCAAAUUUAGGGAACAAAAGGAUUGAAAAUAAAAACCAAGUAUAUGUG
Oncorhynchus tshawytscha (Chinook salmon) is the source of this 1918-nucleotide messenger RNA. RefSeq names its product potassium channel subfamily K member 6. Gene Ontology annotation, cellular component: membrane. The record is from RefSeq and is a predicted model, not a curated record. Lineage: Eukaryota; Metazoa; Chordata; Actinopteri; Salmoniformes; Salmonidae. Gene Ontology annotation, biological process: stabilization of membrane potential; potassium ion transmembrane transport. Bases 241 to 1185 code for a protein of 314 amino acids. The transcript has 3 exons. Gene Ontology annotation, molecular function: potassium ion leak channel activity.